CCUUUACUUAGUUGUUACCGAAAAUGUCGAACUCAAAUGGACAUUUUUCUGCCAUUAAAAAUGUUUUUGAUGAUGCUGUUGAGAAUGGUGAAGUUACGUCACUUGAAUUCACUACUCGGCUCUCUGAAAUGAGUAUAAACUUGUCACCUGAAGAGAAAAAACUUCUAGCGCAGCGUGUAGACAGCGAAAUGAAAAUGUCGUACAAGCAGAUUCUGGAAAAUCAUUCGUCAGACAAUGGAAAUGAAAAAUUGUCUAGAGAAUUACAAUUCCAAAUCUUGUUAGUCCUACAUAUUCGUCUUUUAUGCUCAUUUGAAGAAGCUGAACUAUGUGCUGAUCAUGAACUUGGUGAUUGGGUAAUUAAAAUGAAGAUUAUCGUAUUUAAGUUUAGAUUUCGGAACUGAUAAGCCGACUUAGUUUAUGUGAUCCAACUUGUCACGAGUGGAAGAAAUUUCUUAGAUU
Schistosoma turkestanicum is the source of this 459-nucleotide messenger RNA. Lineage: Eukaryota; Metazoa; Platyhelminthes; Trematoda; Strigeidida; Schistosomatidae. The record is from the annotation of a GenBank genome assembly.